UAACAGGUUCGUUUGAUCAUUGCCUGAUGACUCCCGUCUCGAUCGCGGAACGGGUUUAGAACUCUGAGGGAGAGACAGCUAGUGAACGCCCUUUGAGGAACAUCGGUGCGGCCAGCGAUGCCGACGAUCACAAAAUCGAAGGUUCCGCUGUGCCGAGAUCGGAGGACAACAGUGAGCAUGUUCGUUGAUGUCCUCGAAGGGACACCGGCACGGGUCGGUACGUCGCAUCUAAAAACGUAGGGGCCUCGGGUAAGAUGGAGCCCCUCGAGGCUCCCGGGGUCAUCACGAUCGAGUGGGAGAUGCUCGACAAACCUCGUUUCGUGACCUUCUCUGUUUUUAACUCGCUCAUCCUUAGAUGCCUCGUGUAUCCUCUGACCGUGGUGAAGACCCGGCUCCAGGUCCAGUCAGCCUAUAAUUACAAUGGAACUUGUGAUGCCCUCAGUAAAAUUCUAAAGGUUGAGGGAUUCAAGUCUCUUUAUAGAGGCUUCUGGAUAAAUUCUAUGCAAAUUUUUUCGGGCAUUGGCUACAUCAUCACCUACGAAAAAGUGAGGGACUCAUUGCACCAGCGUGGAGUCUCGGACCUGCGUGUCAAGGGCCUAAUCGGAGGUGGCGUCAGCUCAUUAGUCGGUCAAACGCUCAUCACCCCUUUCGACGUCGUGUCUCAACACAUUAUGGUAUUGGGUAGAAACGGUAUCAAUCCCUUGAACCUUCCAGCGGAUGUUCUGCAGUCUCGUUUGCGCACUUUCAGCCGAGUGUGUUCGGAAGUAUAUCGCCGAGAUGGCCCGAUAGGAUUUUACAGAGGUUAUUUCGCAUCUCUGAUUGCUUAUGUGCCAGGAAGUGCCUUUUGGUGGGCUUUCUAUCCCGUAUAUCAAGAAGCUUUAAUUUCUCUUUCCCCUCCGUGGACGCCUCUGCUCGCGGUGCAAUGCAUGGCGGGCCCCUUGAGCGGCGUCACUACCUGCGUUUUUACAAAUCCUGCUGAUAUUGUGAGAGCCCGAAUCCAAGUGCAGCGGCUAGAUUCGUGGACGAGAGCUUUGCGAUACGUGUGGCGAACCGAGGGUCUCCGCAUAUUUACGAUUGGUCUCUCCGCUCGCAUGCUUCAGAGCUCGAUAAGCUCGUUCCUCCUUGUUUCGGGCUACGAGUCGCUCAAAAGAUUGUCUGUGAGUGAGGAAUACAAACAUCGGAUCAGGUGGUAGGGAGGCGGACCCGUACUGUUCGAAAAUGUGGCGUCGAUGUCGAGACCAUUCCCCGCAUUAUGACGCACCUGAGCUUUUUCACAUUGACGGAAUGGCCAGAAGACAGGACAUCACCGAAGGGAGGUGACGGUAAUCUCAUGAGGAAGUCCAGGAGACUGCUGGAUCAAUGAGAAAAGGCAACCCGAAGGAUCUGCUGAGAAAUCGCCCCUGAAAGAGGGUCUCAUUGCUAUAUUUGUCUAUCGUGCAUGGGAAGAUCAAUGUUGCCUCUACCGAGUCACAGGGGAGGUCUAACCAGUAUGUGUCGAGCUCCGGUGAGAAUGUGAUUUUCGGCCGUCGCUGUAAUACAUAGAUUCACCAAACUGACAGAGACGCCAGGCUGAAGGAGUACCGGGGGAAUGCAUAUGAAACCGGAAAUUCGGGAAGGUCAUCUGCCCUGUAAUUGAUUGUUCGGUAUCAUGUUCAUGUACUCAGUACAACAGACGGGGACUCGAUAUGCGGAAGGUGAGAGCAGAGGACGGGGUGUAGCACGGACGGUCGCUGGCCCCGCUUUUCAGAAUCCCAGACAUACUGUCGGGGGUCAAUGAAUGACUCUGACUCGUUCCGACUCUGCAAAGUCCACCCUCCUAAACCACAGAAUCCUUGAGUGUUGUCUGGCCGGCAGCCCUGAAAUCCUGGGACCCCGUCUCUUCGAACUUGUUAUUGUAAAUUAUAUGUAAAAAAAGAAACUAUAAUUGUUCUCAAUUUUUAGUCCGUCGCGAGUUCACACAACCGCGUGUAAUAAACAAGGAUGUUUCAUUCAACAA
Molecule: messenger RNA, 1996 nt
Organism: Galendromus occidentalis (western predatory mite)
Lineage: Eukaryota; Metazoa; Arthropoda; Arachnida; Mesostigmata; Phytoseiidae
Product: solute carrier family 25 member 44
Exons: 4
Coding region: 255-1193 (312 amino acids)
Biological process (GO): branched-chain amino acid catabolic process; branched-chain amino acid transport; transmembrane transport
Cellular component (GO): mitochondrion
Molecular function (GO): branched-chain amino acid transmembrane transporter activity
Source: RefSeq, a predicted model, not a curated record